This is a messenger RNA of Thecamonas trahens ATCC 50062, 1447 nucleotides long. RefSeq names its product DNA-(apurinic or apyrimidinic site) lyase 2. Gene Ontology annotation, molecular function: DNA-(apurinic or apyrimidinic site) endonuclease activity; double-stranded DNA 3'-5' DNA exonuclease activity; zinc ion binding. The transcript has a single exon. NCBI's taxonomy places the organism in Eukaryota, Apusomonadida, Apusomonadidae. Bases 101 to 1447 code for a protein of 448 amino acids. Gene Ontology annotation, biological process: base-excision repair. The record is from RefSeq and is a predicted model, not a curated record. Gene Ontology annotation, cellular component: nucleus.
GGGGAGGGGGGAGGAAGGCAGGUCUCACCCAACUGUUGUUUGGCUGCGCAGCUUACUAGACUCGUUCCAAGCCGACGUGAUAUGCUUCCAGGAGACCAAGAUGGGGUUCGGGACGGUGGGGUCGGCACCAGACCAGGUCCGAGUCGACGGAUACGAUGCAUUCUUUGCGCGAGCGAGGGUCAAGUCGGGCUACUCGGGGACGGCCACGUAUGUGAGGAGUGCGACAGCUCGCCCAGACGCCGCCAGGGCGCAGGCCUUUGUUGACCUGCCGCCAGGGACGGCCGGGCUGAGCAGCAGCCGGCUGCACGAGCUUGACGACGAGGGUCGGGCGGUGGUGACCCACCAUGCCGGCUGCGUGGUUGUCUUUAACGUCUACUGUCCCAACUCGGGCGCGACGGAGGACCGGGCUCAGUUCAAGGCCGAGUUCAACGACACGCUGCGGGCGGCGAUGACUCUGGAAAUGGCCCGCGGCCACGCGGUCGUCCUCGUCGGCGACCUCAACGCUGUCCACGAUAUGCGCGACAUGGCAUACGCGGACGAGCUGCCGUCCGACUGGGAGCCGUCGUCGACAUGGCGCUGGCUCGACGGAUUGCUCGCCCUUCCGCAGGACGGUGGCCUCGGCAUGGUCGACGCCUUUCGCGCCCUGCACCCGGACGCCACCCGAGCCUUUACCUGCUGGAACACCCAGACCGAGGCGCGGCUGGCCAAUCAUGGCUCGCGUAUCGACUAUGUCCUUGUCGAUGCUGUGCUCGCACCGGCCGUCGCUGCCUGCUGGAUCGACGCCGACAGGAUGGGCUCGGAUCACGCCCCGGUCGUGGCAGACUUGCAGCUGGCAGCGCUCGCUCCACUCCCGCGCGCGCCACCGCCGCUCGCCUCUAUCUACCUCCCCGAGCUCGCAGGCUCGCAGGCGACUAUCGACGCGUUUGUGGCCGCUGCACGCAGCUGCGAGCCGGCCCCGUCGUCGCUGCCAAGACCGGCGCCCAAAUCCAAGCCCAAGUCGGCACCCGCGUCCAAGCCAGUGACACUGCGGCAGUUCUUCACCCCGCACGCCGCCAAGCCUCGCCGUCCGGCCACCUUGCCGCCGCCCGUGGCGGCAUCGCCCGCCACCCGCGCCGUCCACAACUCGACGUCCACAAUGCAAGCGUGGACGCAGCUACUCAAGCCGCAGACCCAGGACGCAGUCCCGCUAUGCCGCGGCCAUCGCGAGCCGACCAAGCGACUGGUGGUCAACAAGCCCGGGCUCAACCAAGGCCGCGAGUUCUUUAUCUGCGCCCGCCCGCGCGGUCCGCGCGGCGACCUCCGCUGGCGCUGCUCGUUCUUCCUUUGGGCCUCCGAGUUCAAGGCCGCCGUCCGCAAGCGGCAUCGCCCGUCCCCAGCCACCAUCGAUCUCACGUCAUCGCCACCACCCAAGCGCGCCCGGCCCCUUGGCCGCGAGUCGCCUAAUUGA